AUGCAAGCGCUAAGAUUGCAUGGCAAACGCGACUCGUGGCUAACCCUCUGGAGCCAAUGUGCGCCAACCCAAGUACGUGUCGAAGUGGAAUUUUGUGGCAUAUGCGGCUCCGACAUACAUGAAUAUCUCGCUGGUCCAAUUCUUGCCCCGGCUGGAGGGAAUCCAAAUGAACACACCGGAGCCACUUUGCCAGUAAUAAUGGGCCACGAGAUGUCUGGUACAAUUACCGAGCUUGGAGAGCAAGUGAAAGGCUUUACUAUCGGGCAGAAGGUUGUUGUCAAUCCGUUAGUAUCGGAUUUCGAGCAUGGGACACCUCCUUGUUUAUCUUGUCUUGCUGGGCGUAUCAACACCUGUAAACGAGCCACAUUCUACGGAAUUAACACCCCAGGGGGUGGAUUCUCAAGCCAAAUCACUGUGAAUCCAUCGAACCUUAUCCUGGUGCCAGAAAACGUUUCAUUGAAGAUUGCAGCGUUGGCUGAGCCGCUUGCCGUGGCAACACAUAUGAUAAGGAAGUCAGGAUUUACUGCAGGCCAAAGUGUACUUAUUCUUGGGGCAGGUCCAAUUGGGCUGGCGUUACUUAUGUUAUUGCGCUCUAUGGAGGUAGGUAAGAUCUUCGUAAGUGAGGUCUCUGAUCUGAGGAUCCAGCAAGCGCGGCAGCUUGGAGCUGAUGCUGUUAUCGAUCCAACAAAAGUGUCGAGUGCCAAUCCAUCAAAUUUGGUGCUAAACGCCAUUCAUGAAGUGCUUGAAGAAGGCGUCGAUAUCUCUUUUGACGCAUCCGGGCUACAAUCUACACUUGAGACCGCUAUUGCUGCUGUCAGGCCCGGCGGGGCAAUCUUCAAUGUUGCAAUUCAUGAGAAACCACUACUGCUGAACUUGAACGACAUCAGUGUUACGGAAAAGAACUUGACAGGUGGAAUUUGCUACACCAAAGAGGAUUUUGAAUUAGUUAUGACGCUAUUGUCUAACAAACGUAUCGCUGCGGAGCAUAUGAUUACCUCAGUCGUGCCUUUGACGGAUGUCGUCAAAGGGGGCUUCCUCGAACUGAUUGACAACAAAACGCAACAUGUCAAAAUCCUUAUCCAGCCAACUAUCUGA
Penicillium angulare is the source of this 1095-nucleotide messenger RNA. RefSeq names its product 2,3-butanediol dehydrogenase. Gene Ontology annotation, molecular function: zinc ion binding; (R,R)-butanediol dehydrogenase activity. The coding region runs from base 1 to 1095 and encodes 364 amino acids. Gene Ontology annotation, cellular component: cytoplasm. The transcript is spliced from 2 exons. NCBI's taxonomy places the organism in Eukaryota, Fungi, Ascomycota, Eurotiomycetes, Eurotiales, Aspergillaceae. The record is from RefSeq and is a predicted model, not a curated record. Gene Ontology annotation, biological process: butanediol biosynthetic process.